Ilyonectria robusta is the source of this 2386-nucleotide messenger RNA. RefSeq lists its product as uncharacterized. Bases 118 to 2043 code for a protein of 641 amino acids. NCBI's taxonomy places the organism in Eukaryota, Fungi, Ascomycota, Sordariomycetes, Hypocreales, Nectriaceae. The transcript has 2 exons. The record is from RefSeq and is a predicted model, not a curated record.
CGUCAACUCCACGAAUCACUCUUUCAACUUCGAGCUCGACGAGCGAGCUACACCGACCCGAGCGCUCCCUUAGCGUUCUAUUUGCUUAUCUCUCAAUCGCCGCCACCGUGAAAUCCUAUGGCAGAGGUAGCCAUCCCGGCCGGGUUUUCAAUUGCCUGGCUUGUGCUGAGCCUCGUGGGUUGGUAUGGCAGCUGGCGGAAAGGACUUGAACUCAUCCACCAAGACCUUCUUGCCCACAGAACCAUCAGCAGGGAUAUACGAACCUAUUUGGACACUCUUCAAAGCCAAAAAGACAAGGUUGAGGCAUGGCGGAAGUUGUGGUGUAUACCAGAACCCGAACCCGAGGCACCGGAACCCGAAACCCGAGGAACAAAUGCAAAAAGAAAGAAGAGGAAGGGACUACCGAUUUUUGAAACGACACUUAAGGGGCCACCCGAUGAGUUCUUCCUACUGCUCUGGGGCGAGGCAAAUUACGAAAUUAUCAAAGAUCGUCUCGAAACCAUAAAAUCUCUCUUUGAGGGGAGGGAACACAACUUAAAACGAUACAUCGGGCGGACGGAGGAUGACUGGAAACAGAUGUCCAAAACUCGCCGGGCGUAUUUGAAAAAGAGAUUUGUCUAUUGGGAUAAAGUUAUAUACUCUUCCCCGGACACAGUUGAAGGAUUCGCGUCUGCCUUGAAACGCAUCGAGGAGGUAGCGAAAAAGGGAUGGAAAGAGCAGAGCCGAAAAAUAAUCCGAAGUCUCGAAGCAUCAGAUCAUGAGAUAGGGAGACUGCGCAACCUUCAUCCAUACCACGUCCUGAUGGCACACUGUUUGGCAAAGAUUGCCGUUGGACAUGACGGCUCUUCUGACGCUGAGCAAUUACGAAGGUGCGGUCAGGAGGACCGAAUACGACAGAGUCUUGCUAUUGUCAUAGAUGCCGACAUCUUCAAGCUCGCCGCUUCGCCGUCUGAUGGAGACGACCUCAAAAAUGCUCUGGAAUAUGUCGCCGACUUGGAUAACAUCCGGUGGAAGGUAGAUUUACUCCUACGCGAGUCAAAUCAACCAAACGAGCAGUUUGUCAGGGUUGAGUUCGAGAGGUACGCUGGAACGGAGCCACCGCCUGCGUCAAGGAUAUCAGAUGCUUUCAAUAUGGUCGUUUUACCCCAUAAUGACAAAGCCUACUUCAGGGCAGAUGUGCCUUCGCCUCGAUAUUUCGAGCUCACGAAAGUGCGUCACGAAGAAUCUGGACCACGGCUUCAAUCGACCAUCCAAGACCGCUUGGCUACGGUUGUAAACCAGGGACCACCUUUGGCGACGGAUCUCAACUCAACUCCUCCCAUCAGUGCAACCCGUUUACUACCUGAAGUUCCAACGUAUCGGGCCGCCUUUGAAUUAGCUCAGGCUACACUACUCUUCUUGGGGACAGGCUGGGUUGGAGACCUAUGUCGAUGUGCUGUUCGAACGGGAACAGGGGUUGGACCAACCUCGCAAAUUGGACUCGACAUAACCUUUCGUAUCCACGCAGCACAAACUGGGCAGGCCGCAGCUCCCCAGCCGGGGGUUGUGCCGACCAGCACAGCAGUUGCCUGUCAGAAUUCGUGGUGUUCCACCAAUUACGACUGGGACUCUAUGAAUAAACCCCCUCGCCGCCUUGGUCUCUGGCUAAUCGAGUUGGCUCUGGGUACUGUUAUCGUGCCUUCGCAACUAUCUAAUCCGAACAAUCAAACCCGCGGAGCGCAAAAGGUCGAGAGGAUAUCUGUCCUAGUCACGAGAACGCCCGCACAGGCGCCACAAGCCGCCACAUACGCAUGGGAAGAUUUCACCCUAGACCGAGUGCUGUCAAUCGCCAAGCGGCUAUCAUUUAAUGACAACGAUGAUUUUAAGCACGCCGUAGAGUAUUGCCUUACGGAGGAGUUUCCGCAAUCUCCUAAUGACAGUGAGCGCGAACUUCAUCUGAAGAAAUUUUACUUCAGGGUAGUCAAACCACUACGGGACAUGUAUGCGAGCAGGUGCAACAGUGGUAACGAUCCUGAGUAUUAUUUGAAGGACAUGGUGGUUUAGCUACGCCUCCAUCAAGGUCCUACAUAAGGCGAGCCCUAUCAUCAAGAACACAUUGCGAUGGAUCCCUUACGGUCAAUUUGAUCAGGGUGUUUAUGUUGGGAUGAUGAUGAUGAUGAUUUCUUGGGCCCAGAUGGACCAGGACGGUCAGAGGGGGGGUUCCUGACACGGUUGGGGGAUCAUGGGCUCGUUAGUCGCUAGCAGGGAGGCCUCGGGGCUUAAAGGGAGAGGUUGCUGCUAAGGGAGGGGGAAUCAUGGCGUUUUCUUUUAUUGAGAUGUUUCCUAGAAGUCAGAGAGACCUAGAGAGCUCGAGGCUUAUUGUCAGAGUCAAUAAUUUUGCUGCUUU